CGAAAUUUAUCGAUCAUCUUAGAGUACGAUGUACAAAUUUAUUAUCAUUUGUUCUUUCCGAUGGAGUUUAUUAUGAAGGAACUAAAGCAAAUUUUGAACGUGCUGAACGAUUUAGUGUAGUACGAACAACAACAAUGUAUCAAACAAGUAUUGUUAGUGCACUUAGUUUUUAUAAUGAAUUAAGAUUUAAUUAA
Rotaria sordida is the source of this 194-nucleotide messenger RNA. NCBI's taxonomy places the organism in Eukaryota, Metazoa, Rotifera, Eurotatoria, Philodinida, Philodinidae. The record is from the annotation of a GenBank genome assembly.